CACGGUCAGGUUUUUAUCUCAAUAUCAUACACGAUUCUCAUCUUUCCGCUAGCCAGGAGGGAGAAUAACUCUCACACGCAAUGUCUCCCUCAACCCUCCACAUCGCCAUCCUAGACACCGACACUCCCGUUCCCACCGUCCUGGCUAAACGCGGCCUCUACAGCGACAUCUUCACUUCCCUCCUACAAGACGCAUCAUCUCGACUUUCCUGGCCCACCAUCACAACCACCGCCUACGAUAUCGUCGCCGGCCUAUAUCCCCCAACAGCGCUCCUCCCCACCCUCUCCGGCAUUCUCAUCACCGGCUCCGCGGCCUCUUCUUACGACAAAACGCCGUGGGUCCAGCUACUCGAUGCCUGGAUUUCGUUCAUCUAUGUCAAUUACCCGAAAAUUAAGAUCUUUGGGAGUUGUUUCGGACACCAGAUCGUAUGUCAGAGUCUGCUGAGGGAGUAUGGCGUGAGGGUUGAGAGAGAUGGGAGCGGGUGGGAGGUUGGGGUGCAUGAGAUUAGGCUUGCGAAGGAGUUUCUGGGGGCGUUUUCAGCAAUGAAGUCAACGGGCAUGAAGGAGGCGGGGAAGGAAUUGAAGCAACUUCCCACCCCCGACGACACUCCAUCGCCUACAUCUUCGCCGUCAGCAGAGGCCUCUGCAGCAGACCCCUCAAUCCUCCGCCUCCAGUUCGUCCACGCCGAUCACGUCGUCCUCACUCCAUCCCAUCACUCUCCCGCUCCGUUUUCCCUCCCUUCGGAUUGGGUUCUGCUAGGUAGCACGCCUCACUGCCACUGUCAGGGUGUCUACCAGCCCUCUCGUAUCCUUACAUUCCAAGGUCAUUUCGAGUUCGAUAGGUUCGUGAACUCGGAAACAAUCAAAAUCUUUGGCAAAAUAGCCGGCUGGGAUGACGCGAGGGUCAAAGAGGUGCUAGAAGCGAUCGAUGCGGACGAUGAUAGUUUGAGGGCCGCGGAGAUGGUUGUCAAGUUCUUCGCCGAUGCAGCGGGGCCUGCGGUACAGAGCAGUCACAGGCCGAUCAAGGCCACACAGGCAUCGAAACCCCGGGGUGUGCAAAAGCAGACGAAGGAGAAGAUGAGGAGGAGUGGGAGGAUUGAGGCGAGGUCGAGGCCGCUUUUGAAGUAGGAGCAUCAUUUGAGAUUGGGGAGAUGGCUUGGUCUUGCUUUUAUGACUUUAUGUAUAAAACGCGGAGAAGACAUGGAGGGGAGAUACCAUAGAUUUGAGAUUGAGCGGUGGUUCAGAUAUGGGAAUGCGGGUCAAGAAGGCCUGAUGUGCAUAAGAUGGGACAGCAUUCGCGUUGUCUUUGAUAGAAUAAAACUAUUUGUAAC
Molecule: messenger RNA, 1330 nt
Organism: Mytilinidion resinicola
Lineage: Eukaryota; Fungi; Ascomycota; Dothideomycetes; Mytilinidiales; Mytilinidiaceae
Exons: 1
Coding region: 81-1127 (348 amino acids)
Cellular component (GO): cytosol; nucleus
Source: RefSeq, a predicted model, not a curated record